This is a messenger RNA of Spirometra erinaceieuropaei, 8256 nucleotides long. The record is from the annotation of a GenBank genome assembly. NCBI's taxonomy places the organism in Eukaryota, Metazoa, Platyhelminthes, Cestoda, Diphyllobothriidea, Diphyllobothriidae.
AUGUCAACUGCGAAGACUGAAAAUGGGGGCGAAACCGCGUAUGGUGGGGCGGAGGGCCCGGAUGCCAUGUACGUUAAACUAGUUUCUUCUGAUGAACAUGAAUUCUACAUUAAACGUGAAUUUGCCCUCACGAGCGGUACAAUUAAAGCAAUGUUGUCGGGCCCUGGUAAGUAUAACACCCGUCCUUUCAUACGUUUUGACCUGUUAAAUAGGCCCUACAAAUCAUUUUUGGCACUAUUUUCCUGUUGAAACUGCAUGCUAUUCAACUAACGUACGGAACUUCUCACAAAAAAAUUUUCCAUCAUUUUUGAACCAACCAUUUUGAACCAACCGCAAUUGCGGUUGGAAGCUAGCUAGAUCUGGCUUCCCACCGUCUAGAAUGCCUUGAGUCUUAGUUAUUAUGUAUCCCGCAGACUAUCUUGCUAUGCCCUCGAUCUUUUGUGUUUUGUCUUCAAAAAUCAGUUUACCGUGGGCGGUUUCGUAGCAGGUUACAUUUCCACAUUGAGCUGCUGUAGAUGCCUAACGUUCUCCAAUGCAAAUGCAUUUCAAGUCUUAUCUCGGAUUGUCUAUUUAGUAAAAGUAAAGAGUGGAUUAGUUACCGUGGAGAUUGGGUCCUUGCCGUUUACGCCGGCGAAAAUUACGCACGCAAUUGCAUAUAACGAUACCAUUCAAAGUCCACUUGAAUAAAACUACUUAUUAUGACAUACAUCACUCAAGGUAUCGGUACUAAGUAUGACCUAAUUGACAGUUAUACAUGCUUACCAUGUCACCGUGACGUCGUCUGAUUGCGGAUUUUUCGCGUCAACGGUCUCUCUCUGACUGCCGCUGUUGAUUCGCAACUGCCUGUUUACCAAACAUAAGCCAGCUUAUUUCACAGCGUACCUUCAUUGAAGGUUAUUUUAUCGUCCGUUAGCCGUGAGUGCGUCGGUUAGCCGACAGCUAGACUAACAGGCAGAUCUCGACAGCCCAUUAUUUCUGCCCAUUAUGCUUAGCCGACUUUGCCGUCAUUUCCCGUAUUUGACGGAAUAAAUCAUCAUUGCGGGAUAUGGCUCGAGUCGUCUGAGCAGACAACUGCAGGGUUCGUCUACUGAUUCAGUCACUACAACGCUGCUGGGUGAAUCCAAGAAUUUGGCCAGCUGCCCCAGAGACUGGUGACUCCAAUUAAGACCGUUGGCCACAGCCUUCUCUGUCGACUCUGGUUGUAAAAGGGGCCCGGAUUUCUGUAUGGAGUCUCUCAAGUGCAUUUUGGAUGCAACUGAGAGGUGAACUUUCGAGCGUGUGCAGACGAGAGAAUUUUCAAACCCAUAGGCGUUACCAGUUUCGGCACCACGCAUCGAUCUGCCAUCGUGAACCUAGCUGCGAAACCUUCAACCGACCGGAAUGUAGUCUACGUGAUUGACUAUAUGCCUGUCGUCUGAGAACCGGGUCAACAGAUGUUUGUGGCGAUGCUGGAAGCACGUGUUGGUGACAAGCAAUAGACUUCGAUCGGCAGGAUCCAGCAUCCUGUCACCCUUAUCUCAUCAGGAGCCAAGCCCAAAGUGACCAAUAAGGUGACUGUUUGAAGAGUCGCCAGGUUCAGACCGGCCAUCCCAGUCCCCGGAAACAAUCAGCAGAUUAAGGCGUUCGUGUCUUUAAACGAAUUCCCAAAGCUGCAGGCAGAAGGUUCCUUUAUCACGGGGUUCGGCUGCUGAUGUUGGUGUGUACACGGAGACGACAAAGAUGUUUGUAAAGUGACCAUUCAGUUUCACGUAACUCAUCCGGCUAUUGGCUCGUCCCCAUGCGGGGUUUGCCUAUUCAGAGAGGGCAAUAGCCACACAGUGUCCACCUGAAGAGUUGCUUGGGUCGCGGUGGUACAGGCUGGGGUGUGACUUGACUCCCGGGACCUUUAUCCCCCGAGCGCCGGAUAAAGUGGUGUUCCAUCAUUUAAGGUCUUUAAGUUAUCGCCAUUCCAGACGUCAAACUACUUAGGAGGCUUUUAACACGAUGGAAAUCAGCGCCUGACACCUUGUAAACGACAUCGAUCAGUGCCAGUAAACGCUCGAUGCUCAAACCUGACCUUUCGGAACGGAAGCUGGCAGUUUUCACCGACUAAGCUUAAGCAAAAUCCUUCCAGACUGAAAUAUACCUCUUAAGGAGGCCCUGUGGAAAAGUCGGAGAGCCAGAGGUAUUCGGACUUGACCUCUUGCUUAACCAACAGAUGGAGGAUCAUUUUACAUUUACAUUUUCUUCCGUCCUGCGAACCCGAGUGAGGAUCAACGCGUCACAGAAGUCACUAUUUUCCGGAAUGCCCCGUUUUUGAACUGUAAAUGCCAGCUGCCCAGGAUAAGAAAGAACCGCUCCUUUUUUGCGACUGCAUUUAGGCUGCCUGUUACAGACGUGCCCGAAUGUGGCGGUCGUCGCAGCAGUUAACAUCGUCAUUCUGCCGACGUUGUCCUUGCCUACUUAGAAUUGCCAGGCAAGGCACAGUCGCUGGAACAAGUCCUUUAUUAGCCUUACUUUUCGGAUUCUCACACGAGUCCAUCAUCAGAAACAAAGUCAGAUAAGAGUCAGAGAAGUGCCACUUGGUGGUGAUGAAAGACCCAAAUCACUUGUCGACGGACACUGGUACUAGUCACGAUAUUGGCCCGACGUAGUUACCGACCAAACACACACACCGCCCAAAACAAAUAAUUAAAGGCACUUGUCUUUAGAAGACCAGUAGGCGGGCGUAGACGCGUUUUCAAUGAAGUGAAGCUGUAACUGUCAUAAAUUACCACACUUACCUAGAUUAGUUAGAUUUUCGUACUGCAUGCACUUUUGUUGGUCAGUUAUGGGAACGGCAAUCCGCUUUCUCUGCCUACCUGUGGAGACAAUUUUCCGGUUUGAUCACAAUGUAAGGUGCAGGUGUAGACUUUUUGCUAUCUCAAAAGUCGACCUUAUCUUUCGGGGCGUACGGACUGAAUGCAUGGAUCGGCCGUUGUUUGCGCAAGAAUCCCCUUGGGGAAAAAUUCCGAAUAUUCGUUCGUCCAUUGAUUGGGCAGUGCGUAUGAGCAAGGGCAUCACGAGUCCUCGAUGUUGAUUGGUUGCGAGAUUAUACGCGUGACAGUUCCAAUUAGCAUAUCAGUUUGAUUGUCAAGUGGAAAAAUAUCACGAAUAAGUGGAGCAGACGGCAGCAAUCGAAACGGGAUGAUGACAUGCAGUGGAUGCCCUCUACCGCAAGUUCGAAAGGUUGCCUACUUACGACAUGUACCGUACGUCUGACGCAAAACGUACACUCUCGAUGAAUAUUUGCAAAACCAGCGUUAAGUGGGAUACAUUUCUUAUUAAAAAUGUAGCAGAACCUGCAGACGCCGUUCGAUUGUUUUAUCUAGACCUGUUUUAGAACUGCUCUCCGUUUUUAUAUAGGCCCAACUGGUAACACUGAUCAGUAGAAUCGCAAACACCAGGGAACAUUUGAUUUCGUAUUUGAAUGCGUUCUUCCUCACUGAUCACUCAAUUAAGCGACUAUUGCCGGUUUUGUAGCAUUGGCUUAAUGCAUUUACUAUUCUCCUACAAAGUUUAUGUACGCGAGGUCUAGUUAACGAGGAGAGUAUUCUGUGUCAUCUCUUCGUUCAGUCUAACCGUUCGGGAAAAAUGCAUGAAGGUGGAUUCUUGCUCCACGAUGGUAGUGCGGAGUGCCGCCUUUUGCUAAAAAUAUAACUUGUCAACUUCAGGGGCCUCUAUGAUACGUUGCACGAGAGAUUGUAAAUGGGAUCAGUUACAGCAGCAUCAAAAAGGAUAACCCAAUUAAUCCUUUUAAUGAUAGUUCACACCACACCGCGUCUCGCCAUCACAUUCCACAGUAAGUAUGGUUGCGGUGGUUAGUUGGGCAUUUGAUUUGAAUGUAGCCCCAUGACACCACACAGUCUUUCUUGGAAAGUAUGCAUUAUAAAAAAGGGAAGAGGUUCUUCGGCAAAAAUCGAGUUGUACUCGUGAAUUUUCGAAUUGGUGACACCAACCCCUUCCCCCUUCCUGCCAUCCCGGCUCAGAACCCAGCAUGACUCCCUACCCCCAUCCCUCCUCACACGCUAAUGGUCCGCCCGUCAAUGUUUGCCCUGUCGCGUCUACUAGUCUAGUGUGACUGUCUCACUCUCUCUUUUCUCUUCAUUUCGUCUGACGACGGGUUGGUGUCACCAAUUCGAAAAUUCACGAGUACAACUCGAUUUUUUCUGAAGAACCUCUUCCCUUUUCAUUAUAUCGUCCCGGAAUGCCUACCACUUCUACUCUACAGGAUGUAUUAUACUUUACGGGUCGUCUUCGCUGGCAACAUAGACCAAUCUUGCGACGUAACUUUUAUGUUGGCAGGCGCUUUGAAAUACGGUGAGCAGAGGAUUUUGGAAGAAACGCUGGACAAGCUAUCAGUUUUUAGGGUGCGCAUGCAUUUUUUGGGACACCCUGUAUAUUUGAAGCAGUAUUUCAUCAGUAUGAAUUUGAAACGGACAUACACAGCAGAAUUUAUUGGAACCAACAAAUUUCGCUACGGCUUAUCAGCCGCAACCUGCCGCUGUGUAACACAGAUAACGAGCAACAAAGAUACAACGAUUUGAAUUGCCAUAGAAAAAAACCAAUUCAAAACAGCGAGGUCAUCGUUUACUGCACCCAGACUAAUUAAUGAAAGUGAUAACUUAGGAACUCAUCUUUGGAAAGGAAAGUUGGGGAAGUUAGCAUUCAGAGGGGGGGGCGCAAAUCAGUGGGCUGAGAUCUACCAGGACAAGCUGAGGUUGGCCACGUGGUCCAAAUGGUUGCAUAGGUCGGACACUUCCCGAACUAUGUAGACCACCACUGCCUGAGGGCCAUCCUUCGAGUGAAGUUCACCGACUUCGUCUCAAAUGAGACAGUCCGCGCUCGUUGCGACAACAUCGCGAGGAUAACUCGGACCGUCCAAGAAAGACGACUGAGAUGGUUCGGGCAUGCUCUUCGUCGUCCACUUCAGGAGCUCAGUGUUACUGCCCUCGAUCCGGCACCGUUGCCCCAUUGGAGACGUCGAAGAGGGGGUCAGUUCAAAACCUGGCUCGACACAGUUCGUCAAGACAUGGAGGUGGUUCUUGGACCUUCGGUAUUCGGUCUCCGUCGUUGGCGAAGGGAAUAGGUUGAGCUGUCCAAAUCUGCUGUUACCGCGGAUCGUCACGCGUGGAGAGGUACAGUUCGUGACAUUUAAAAUGUCGUUAUUCAUAAAUGGUAUGGAUAUGACAACGGGCUUUUUUGGAACUGAUUGUUCCGUCAAUUUCGGCCGUAAGGUAUUGCUGUACUUCUGGGUGAAAUGUGUCGGAUAUCCACUUCCCAAGCAAGGUUGUUUUGAGGCAAGAAAUUUCUGCAUUCAGUCUCUCAAUAGAGCGGAUGUUUCUCGCUCUUUGGAAAAGAUUGUAAACGGGGUUUCGUCUUCGUUGUAUCGACAUAAAGCCAAGGAAGUGUAGGUAUUGACAUUUCCAUGUAUCCUUAUGAGAAAUCCGAUCGCCCUAUUUAACCAUCUUCAUGUAUACUCAUGAGGACGUCCAGGAAAGGUAGUUUGUUGCGCUGCUCCUUUCCCAUUGGGAAUUUGAUCUUUGGGUGGAAACUACUCAAAGCAACAAGUAGGUCAUCCACAAUCGCAAAUAUGUAUCUUCUGUGUUUUCAUGAUCAAGUUAGAUGACAACUUUUCUUCAAGGGGACUCCUUUCCCUGGUAAAUCGCAGUCCUCUGAUCUACACACCCCGUCUGCAUGCCAACUUCCUCACUUUUUCUUUCCCUAGAUGAGUUCUUACGUUACCAUUUUCGUUGAUUAUAGCUUUUUAAUUUCCUUAGAAAUUAACUGCGAACUUGCAGUACAUCAGUACAUUUAAGGUCUAUAGGCCCAGACCUCGGCUCUUAUGUGUGAAUAUUUAGGCCGAAGUCCAUCAGCCACGGCGGAUAACCGCGUAAUAUUCAUUACCUAAAUUGGAGUAUCUACCAGAAUGCAGACAGGGAAUUUUGGGGGCUCACUGAGGGGCCGAAGCCCUCGCCACUGUGCUAUUCAGCGCAGAAUAUCGGUGAAACACGCGUGUAUGAGCUUUUGGCUAGUACUGUGCUGUUAGUGUGGAAUUACCUUUCAGUGACUAGUCUGUGUGCAGUAAGCAAUGACCUUGAUGUUUUGCAUUGAAUUUUUGGCUAGAUUGCAGUUGGUAGCCAGGCUCCGUAUUACAGGUGACUGGAGGGGGGGGGGUUUGUUUACUGGGGCUAUUUUGUGGGGUUCCAUAAUCACAUCUGACCCAUUUGGCUUCCGUUUUAGGUUUGAGGUUAGGAUUAGGAUACCGGUUGAUGGUUUCCGAUUUUCGGGUUAGGGUUAUGCCUUUUAGCUUAGGUUUUCGGGUUACGGUUAGGGUUUGAGAGUACGAUUAGGUUUAAGUAUUACGGUUAGGUUUUUAAAUUACGGCUAUGUCAAAGGGCUACGGUUCCGUUUACGAUUUCUGUUAGGGUUGCCGUUAAGGUUAACGGUUAGCGUUUAAGUUUAAGGUUAGGAUUAGGGUUAAGGUCGCCGUCCGCUUCCUCAUGGGAAUUCAAAUCGCGUUAUCUUCCUCAUUCGUUAUCUGUGUUAUACACCGACAGGUUGCAGUUGAUAAGCCGUCGUGAAUUUUUUCUGGUUCCAAUAAAUUCUGCCUCUUUCAAGCACCCUGUAUAUGUCUAUGCCUCUCAUGGGAUGCCCUAAAAUUUGCCAGAAGGUCCGUAUGAUUCGGAGCCCGCACACUCCGCUCUUGCUGAACAUCUAAGAACAUUUAUCGAGAUUCAAAAUGUGCGGAAGACUCAAGCACACGAAAAGGAGAGAAUAAUGAAACCAAUGACUCAUGCACAAUUUUGAUACUUUGUGGAUCGUUUUUUUACAUAUAGUACAGUUUGUAUUGGUUCCUUAAUUAUAAUUAUUAGGCGAGCAAUCAAGUUUUGCCUUUCUCGAAAGCGUCUCCCCUGUACUGGGUUCCUUUCGUCAGCGCAAAAGUGUUUUCAAUGGAAUUUAGGUCUGGGCUUUUCGCAGAAAUGAAGAUUGUUUCCAAGGUCUCAGGCAGAACGAUUGGCUGUUGUCUACGGCAUCAUAUUUUUGUGGUAGGCGUUGCUAGAAACGCGCCUCUCUUGACCGGUGAACAGGAGGGUUUUCUUGCGAAAUUGUAUCAUCCACCUUGCGGUGUCAACUAACACCUCUCUACUGAUGACAAACUUUGUUGUUUACCAGAUGGGCCGCGCACGAUUUGACGGUCAUUGAAACCACCCGAAUGUGCGUUUGCGCAAUAUGGUCGGGUAGGAAGUUCUUCUCGCAAACGACCGCCUAGGCUACCAGACGCAGGCUUGUCUCCAGGAAGACCUUAUCGAAGAAGUAGAUGGUCUUUUAUAAAUGAACAUCUUUGUAGAAUGCCAAACUGUUGUUUUUUUUUCUGACCAUGUUCAUGCGUUUCCCAGCACACAAUGCCACAAAUUUACGAAUCGGAAUUUUUGAAGUCGAUCUUGUUCCUUGUUUCCUGAGAGGAAUACGAUUUUUCAUAUCGGGCAUCACCUGAUUCCCUUGGGGUCGACAUUUCAUUUUUUAAGUUCUGGAAGGCACUUAGUGUAGUCUUUGCUCGCUUGUAGUAAUGCCCUUUCACAACGAAAUGUGCUCAAACAUGCGACUCUGAGCUGUGACACCCAGCACGAUAGGGAAUCACCUGUAUACAAAAAAGGGUUGACUUUUGUUAAAUAAUGCGUUGGACCUCAAGCACUCCUUGCACUCCACGUGAGUCUCAUAAGUAAAAAAAGUGAGAAUAUUCCAUGUGAUUAAGGAGAAGCGGAUGCGAUCGCUGGAACAAGAAUUUCAUUCGCCUGACGUUUCGGAAUUUCAUUCGAACCCAUCAUGAGGGACAGCCGAAGAUAAUGGUGACGGUUGUCUCUGGUGAUGGUUUCGAGUGUGAGUCCGACACUUCGGGCGAGCAAAAUUCUUACCCCAGUGAUCGCAUCUUCUCAUCGGUUGCUUCCAGAAAGUGGCUUGUAUCGGCCGGGUUAUCUAGGCCCCGUCGUCUACUCUUUUCCGCACAUCCGCUCUCUGUAAUACUUCCUUUCGCUGCCCAUUUUAGGUCAAUUUCAGGAGAACGAAACUAAUGUGGUCUACUUCAGGCAGAUUCCGUCACACGUUCUGCAAAAGGUGUGCAGUUACUUCGCCUACAAGGUUCGCUACAGCAACAGUUGCUCGGAGAUUCCGGAGUUUCCUAUCGCACCGGAAAUAUCUCUGGAACUACUAAUGGCGGCCAACUUUCUGGAUUGCUGA